AUGUUGGAGCAACCAGUCCUCCUCCUCCUCCAUGUCUCUCCUCCCAGUCAGGGCCUGGUGGACGCUGGACGUCCGGGGGACAGCAGGAGCCGGUGCAGCUCCUCGCUCCGUCUCUGCUUCUGCUUCAUUCUGGUGUUUGCAGCCGUUUAUCUGCUCCUGUACAACAGGAACCUGUCGGAGAGCUCGACCGACUGGAGCCCGAAGUGGCUCCUGAACUUUAACUCAGGGAAAUGGUUGAAACAGUUUAAGAGUCUGACUCAGAGCCAGAAGUCUCCCAACACCACAGAUCCCAGCAGGGUCACUGGUUCUGCUGGAGCUGCUGCCGGGCUCACCGCUGACAGCAGCUCCUCAGGGACUGAUCAGGGGACACGGAGCAGCUCGGCCCCCCCACCGGCUCCUUACGUGUCUCCUGGACCGUAUCUAGUGGAAUAUCCUCAUCAGUACCACUUCACUAUCAAUGAGCCGCAGACGUGCGCGGAGCAGCAGCCUUUCCUGGUUCUGAUGGUUCCUGUGGCGCCCCAGAACCGGGCCCACCGGGACAUCAUCCGCAGCACGUGGGGGGGGGACAGCAGCGUCCUGGGUAAAGUGGUGAAGCUGUUCUUUCUGCUGGGGCUGAAGACUGGAGAGGGAGCGGAGCAGCUCCCAGAGCAGCUGCUGCAGGAGAGCAAAGAGCACCAGGACCUGAUCCAGAGCGACUUCGUGGACUGCUACAAGAACCUGACCAUCAAGACCAUGGUGAUGCUGGAGUGGCUGGACACCUACUGCUCCAACGUCUCCUACGCCAUGAAGAUCGACUCGGACAUGUUCCUGAAUCUGCCCAAUCUCAUCAACAUGUUGAUAAACGCUCCGAGGACGAACUACCUGACCGGCCUCGUGGCGAGUGGAGCAGCCGUUCUGAGGGAUCCGAGCUCCAAAUGGUACGUUCCUGUCGAGGUCCACCCCCGUCCGCAGUACCCCCGCUACGCUCUGGGCCUCGGCUACGUGCUGUCCUUAGAUCUCCCGAGAAAGUUGGUGGAAGCAGCCAGAGACGUGCGAGCUCUGUACAUUGAAGACGUGUAUCUGGGGUUGUGUAUGCAGCACCUGGGCAUCCCCCCCACCGACCCCCCCGGCCCGGGCUACUUUCACGUGUUUCCUGUGUCGUACGAUCGCUGCGCUUUCUCCAAGCUGAUCGCCACCACCACUCAUGAGAACGAUGAUCGGACCUGGAUGUGGACGGACUUUAAAAAGCCAGGCCCGUUCUGCUGACGUGUGAAGAAGAAACUUAUUUGUAUAGCGCCAAAUCCUAAUAUAUAUUGUCUCAGGGAUCUUUACAUAGAAAGUGGAGACUGGUUCUGGUUUACAUUUUAUUAUAGUUUGUUUUUAAUCUGCCGUCCUCUCAGGUUCACGCUGAGCAGAACAAACCUCAUCGAGCUGGUUCUGGUUCGCUGAGAGUCGGAGGUUUGGUGUGAAGGGUGUUGGUGUGUCUGCUGGUGGGUGGAGCUACAGUGAAGGGGUUGGUCUGACGUUUUGAAUUAGAAGGAACUAAUCCUUCAGGCCUCAGGGAGAAACCCCCACUGUGCGUUUGUUUGUUUCAAACCGGACUGACCUGCUCUCGCUCCAAAGACCGGUUCCAACUCGUCGUCCGGCUCAAUGAGCCGGGGGGAGCUUCCUGGAGAGUCCUGAGAUCAUCUCCUCUGUGAUGUCACACUGUGAUGUCAACAGGCAGUGACACAGUUACUAUAACUACUCCUCAAAUAUGCUGCUUUAUAUCUUUUAUACAGACUUUAUGAAUAUUCUAUAAUCUCCACUGAGUGACAGGAACAGCAAAUCCACCGGCGCCAACGUUCAAACUUUAUCUCAAAGUUAAUAAAAGACACAUUUUAGCAAAGAGCAUUUGUUCAACACUAGCUGCUUCUCUCUUUUCUGUAUUCAUGUUCUGAGGCUGCUCAGAAUUAUGAAUGUGAUAAUGUAACUUACUGAAGGAUGUGAUCAUUAAUGUGUAGCACUGGAAUGAAUGAAUGUGAAUCACAGUGGAUUCGUUUAUGGAAGCAAACAAUCUGAGCUCCAGAGAACUCAGGUCCGAGGCUCUCUGUGGGGAACAGGCACACUUCCUGAUGUGUGUCAGCGUGUUUGUGUGUGAAUCAGAGUGUUUGUGUUGUCGUGUAGCAGCAUGUUCGCUGGCCCUGUGUCAACUGUUUGACGGUGACACACCCUGCUGUGAUGAGGCUGGUGCGUCUCGACUGUUCUUUAUGUUCCUGGACUCAAGCUAAUGUUAACAUCAUGAUUCAGUGUUAGCAGCAGCCAGAGUCUACACACUAUUGUUGAAGACAUAACUCCUGUGCAAACAGGACCAUUCUGAGUCAGGUGCUUUUCAGUCGUACUCAGAUUCAACACAACUUUCUAAAGCAAACUACAGACACGUCUGUUCUCAGGCCCUUUCAGGAGUUUGAGUACUGUAUGUUGAACGUCUACUUGGUUCAGGGGUACUUUGAUGUAAACUUCAUUUCAUAAUACCUUUGUUUAUACACGUUUUACAUUUGUACCUAUAUGUUUUAUUUUCAAACUAUUGUCUCAAUGUGACGCACAUUAAGCUUCUUCUAAUGAAAAGGCUUUGUGAAUUCAAGUUCGUUUCCAUUUCACUCCUCAUGACUCUGCACAUGUUCUGACCUUCAUUAGAAAUGUGAGGGUUGGAUAUUGAUUUUUACACUCCAUUAAACACUGUUGUUCAUACAUACUGUAUAUGAUAAUAGGUAAUAAUCAGAAUCCAAACCCACUCAGGUUUCACUGGCACAGCUUCUAACCCAGUGUGACUACACACACGUGUUGCAUUCCUGAUCUGAAAGGAUGCAGCGACCGAAUGUGGCUCAUGUAAUAAAUCUCAUAUUUGAUUUUA
Messenger RNA from Platichthys flesus (European flounder), 2872 nucleotides. Its product is annotated as beta-1,3-galactosyltransferase 1. Bases 1 to 1245 code for a protein of 414 amino acids. Gene Ontology annotation, cellular component: membrane. Lineage: Eukaryota; Metazoa; Chordata; Actinopteri; Pleuronectiformes; Pleuronectidae. Gene Ontology annotation, molecular function: N-acetyl-beta-D-glucosaminide beta-(1,3)-galactosyltransferase activity. The transcript has 2 exons. The record is from RefSeq and is a predicted model, not a curated record.